AAACGUCUUGGAUAGAUCUUUUCCGUUUGGAAGUUUGCCUUCGUUGAGGUACUCACACCCCGAAACGUUUUGAGUUGAUCGAAAAUCGCCUAGAAGAAAGACCACUUUUGUUAAGCCUGAGUCUAAAAUGGCCGUGGCCCGUGGCUUGUGCUUCUGUUAAGCUUAAAACUCAAGCUUAUAUUCCAGCCAUUUUGUCACUUAAAUGUCUUAAGUUUUCUCUCGACUGUAUAUGGAUUCAUGUCACACUUGGUACGUAGAAAACAAAUGCCAUAUUAAGUAAGCAGACAGUUUAUAAAUUUCGCUUAGCUCCUCACAUUUUUGUCAAUGCUCAAUGUCUAAAGUGCGUUCUUAUAUGUUUUUUUUUAUUUUUAGUGUACUUGUGUUGACACGUCACAUGUAGCCGUCGCACCAGCAGAACUUGUGGGCACACAUUUAGAUCAAGGAGAAUCUGAGGUGCGUAUGGAACAACAUCUUAUAAAUAUCAUGCAUGUGCACAUAUGCACCACUGUAGUUUUUUCAGUGCACGUUGUGAUCCAUAAUAUUCGUUUAUCUGCAGCAAGGGCAGUCAGCAAUGUCACAAGAGGUAUUGAACAGUCACCAACCCAGAAUUACAUGCCUUCCAAAUCCUGGGGAUUACAGACUUCUAAACUUUAUUGGUAAGAAGGAAUUAUUACAAAACGUAAUUAAUAACAAUUAUAAUAAUCAUAAUCAUAAUCAUAACUGUAACAAAAUUCUCAAAUCUUAUUUGCUAUCACCUGCCCUGAUUUCAACCUUAAGAGGACAGUUUAAUAGGACAGUACGCAUCUCAUGCAUGCUCUUAAAUGGCUUUUUUUUCACUGCUGGCAAGAAAAAUUUUGGAAUUUCUUGUAUUUAGAUUAAAAAAGAGCCUUAUAUAUCACAAAUUUAGUUAAAGGUAUGAUUAAUUGGUAACAGAACUUCGUGUCAUCCAAUUCAGUCUGUAAUCAUACUUGUUCAAUUAAACAAAUCGGACUCCUGCUAUGCGCUACGCUACUGCAACAGACCGACUCCACUCAGUCCUGUUACCAUUACUAAUAGUAAUAAUAAUAAUAAUAAUAAUAAUAAUAAUAAGUAAUGGUAACAGGACUGAGUGGAGUCCAAUUCGGUCUGUAAUCAUACGAGUGAUUAACAAAUACGCGGUCGUCCGAUUUGUUUAAUCACGAGUAUGAUUACAGACCGAAUUGGACUCCACUCAGUCCUGUUACCAAUUAAUCAUAACUUUAACAAAAUUUGUGAUAUAAUAGGCUAUUUUUAAAUCAAAACACAAGAAAUUCGAAAUUUUGUUUUGCUAGCAGUGAAAAAAAAAGCCAUUUAAGCGCGCGCGUGAUGGCGCGUACUGUCCAAUUACUUAGGCAUGACGUGUACUGUCCUAUCAAACUGUCCAAUUAAGUCUGAAAUCAGGGCAGUUGAUAGCCAAUCAGAUUUGAGAAUUUUGUUAUAGUUAUGAUUAUAAUAAUAAUAUGUGGAACCUCUCCUUUGGGACACUUCUAUUCAAGGGAAACCUUCAUUCAGGGGACACAAAAUUUGGAGGUCCCAGAAAAAAUGUUCACAUAAUCUUUGUACAUGUAUUUGUGACCUCUGUUGAAGGGACACCUCUCUUCAGGGGAAAGGACACUUUAGCUGGGUCCCGAAACCUACCUCAUUUAGGGGACACCUCUAUUUAAGGGACACUUGCCUUGGUCCUGAGGGUGUCCCCUGAAUAGAGUUUCCACUGUAUGCGCACAGUGUGCAAAAAUAUACAACCUGCUCGAUCAAAUUUCGAAAAGAAGAAGAAGACGAAGAAGAAGAUGAUGUUGAUAAUUAGGAUGGUGAUGAUCUGUGUCACACAGAAAUCUGUUGUCAAUCAUUAUUACCUUUAUUUAUUUUUCAGGUCCUGGUUUUGGGGGCCUUUCUAAAGUGUUUGUAGCUCGUCACUCUCCUUCAAAAACAUUAGUGGUUGUCAAGCAGACAAAUGUUGACGUUAAAAAUGCUGAGCAACUGGAAGAGUUAAAGGUUUGAGGCUAUUUAAUGAAAUCCCUUGUCUUAUAACUGCAUAACUACAUUGUCAAUAUUUAACAAUUAUUCCAUGAGUGUGCAUUGGAUAUGAGAUGGUAGAUCCCGUAUCGCUGAGUUGGCUAUAAUCAUCUCGUAUCCAACAAGAGCAAGUCGAAUAAUUGUUUUAUUGAAAACGCCCACAAAAUAUUGAGAAUUCUUCCCAACUUUAUUUGCAAAAACAACCGAUUUUCUGCUUGUUUUUAAUUUUGAGCUGGUGCGUACAGUUAUCAUAUUUGGAGAGCAUGGUAUAAUGGCUCAUGUACCAUGAGGGCUAAGCCAGUCAGAGCUCUAGAAUUGCAUUAUCCAAUUAUUCAGUUUUUAAUGAUACAGUAGUACAUGUAGGCUAACUCUCCUGAGUUAUCUAGGAGUCUCCCGCAUAAAGCACCAAUCUCCUGCUCUCCAGUAAGGGUCACCAAAUCUCCCGGACAAAAUCGACUUUUGAGUAUUUCUGUGCUUAAGUUUGAAAUUUAGCCCAUUUCCCCCAUAUCUUGGGGGUAUUUUUGCACGUAUUUAGUCAUGGACAAAGACUAUUUCGUCAUUACAAUGAUGAAUACAAAUUUUGAUAGUAUGUACUUCAUGUAAAACUUCAUAUCAUGUCCUAAGCCAUUCCCUAGACUGUCUUAAUUUGGGGUCUGGGUUGAUUUGUGGGGUAGGGUUGGGGGGGUUGGGGUGGGGGUUUCUUGACAUUCAGGAGGGGGGGGGGUAGUGCAAGAGAUAGUGUCUCCAGAUUUUAGAUCUCCAGUGGUUGGCAUAAUACCCCCCCCCUUCCUUGACCUCUAAAAUUAGAUACACGUAAAUGCUGUGGGUGUGCCUAUUAUAAUUAGCAAGCUGAAUCCUACUACACUUCACCUUGUUUAAUGCUUUUUCAAUUGCAGUAUGAAGUCCAAGUGUUACGAUCUCUCAGCCACCCAAAUAUUCUGCCAUUUUACUGCUCAUUUGUUACCCAGCAGGAGGUCUGGCAUGUUCUUCCACUCAUGCAGUUUGGUAUGUGCUUACCCUAUGAUUAUACAUGUACUUUUUCAGACCCAUUCAAGACUGUGCCUCAAGGAAAAUUGAAGGGUCCCCCCAGGCUCUGAGCCUGUCUUGAUCCAGGUUGACAUUUAUGGAAAAGCUAAGAUUUCCUAGUCACCUGAGAGCAAAUGUAGAGUGCUGAGGGCCACCAUGCUUUGCUAGAGCACAGCCCUGCCAUUUUGCUAACAGAGUCAGUUAUGUGCUGGCCUCCCUUGCCGAUGAUCUCAGGGUUUUGUCACGUGUUCCUUCCCCACAAGACAAGCCAGUACAUUUCUGUGGGAUGAUAGUUCUGAGCACAUGUCCAUAAUUGAUUGGACACACAUUCCAAAAAAUAUGGACACGAAAAAUGAAGAGCUAACGUUUGAGUCUGUGGGUAAAAUCAUGCAAAGUGAUCAUUAAAAUGAAACUGCUCAGUGUUUGUAAAAGUGCAAUACAACAGGUUAAAAUAAACAUUGAUGGAGGGGCUAUACAAAUGUUGCUGGGGAGGUGGGUGAGUAGUGGUUGGGGGGAAGGGAGGUCUAAAGGGACCCCUACUCAAUUUGUGGAACCUUGGAUCCUGUCUUAAUCAUUUAACAUAAAUUUUCCUCUGCUAAGUUUUGCUUACUAGUGUUCUAUGCAGAAUGAUGUAUUACCACUCAAUAAAUGCAAAGAUUUUGUCGUUGAUUUUUACAUAGGGUCCUGUGCUGAUAUGCUAAAAAGCUGCUAUCCAGAUGGAAUGACUGAAAUUCUUGUUGCAGCAAUUCUUUGGGAGCUGCUACAAGGUCUGGAAUACCUUCACAAGAUGGGAAUAAUUCACAGGUAGAUCAGCUUGCAUAUUCUCCACACUGUACUCUAUACAUUUCUUGUGGCACUCAUAAGGAGAGCUUGAUUAACAAUCAAUCGAUACUGUGCAACCCGCUUAAUAUGAACACUGAUGGGGCUUGCCAUAGUGUCCGAAUUAUGAGCUGGGUGUCCGUAUUAAGCAGUUUAAUUUUAGAGAAAAAUAUGACCUUUUUUUCUUUGGGGCAAACAAAACUGCCUGUUAUAUACGUACGGGUGUCCGUAUAAGUGGGUGUCCAUAGAGUGGGGUUCCACUAUACCUUUUCUACUUGGUGAUCAUUUGCUGUAUUCUCAUGACCUUUAUGUUUAAUUGAGUAGUGUAAUGAUAAGGAGAAUUUAAAUGUUGGUCACUCUUAAGGGUUAAAGAGUAAAGUAGCCCGUGACUACUGCCACCUCUCCUCACUUCCAGAUGCUAGGGGUGUGUCUUACAUUUUAUGGGAGGCAGUGUGGUUGAGUUGCCAGCUUGUCAGACUCACAAUCCGGUGAUCCUGAGUUCGAGUCCCACUCUGGCCACUUGCUACAUUUGCUUUCAGUCACCUUGGCGUGCAAAGAAAGUAGUGUCCAAUAGCUUGGGGCUUGUGGAUUUUGCUAUCAGGCUAGGAAAUUCAAAUUACAGAAGAAUUGUAAUCAAUCCUGCUAAUCCAAAAGAAUUUUGGGGCUAGUUGAAAUGACUUGUGAGCUAGUACGUGCUAGCGACAGCUUGCCCGAAUGGCGGGCUUUAAAACUGACUUUCUUUGCACCUUGCACCUGAGAGUAGCCAACUGGUUAUACCCUGCCAGUUACGGUUUUUAAUCCUGAUUUAUUCUGUUUGGAUUACCCCGGUAAUUGUUUCAAUUAUUAUUUGGGUGGAGAUGAGUGCCUGCAAACUAAAUUAGCGGGAUAAGCUAAGUGCACUUUAAGCUUAAAGAAAACCUUUAAACUUUUUUUGUAAAUUUUAGGCUUAAGCCCAAAGGGGGGGGUGCAUAAAAGCCUGCGUUGCAUCCUUCCUACCCACUGUCCAACCACUAAUAAUUAUAGUCUCUACUGGUGGUGUAGAGUCUGUGAUGCAGGAAGGGCUUUUAUUCAAAAGAGGGCUUAAUUCUAGCAUUAACAGGAUGUAAUUUUCUCACAGGGCUGUUAAAGGAAGCCAUAUUUUGGUCGGUUCAGACGGUAUGGUGUGUUUGUCAGGAUUAAGAAAGUCAAUCAUGUUGCCUCAAAAACGUGACAAACCUCAGAUUGCUCAUCAAUUUCCGUCACAUGCUGUUGCUGUGUUGCCAUGGAUGGCGCCGGAGAUUUUACAACAAGUACGUGCUCAGAGAGAGAGUAAGCCCACCUUUAAAACCAUUAAAACCCAUGACGUUGGUGGAAUACACGAGUCACUAGUAUUGCCAUAGUCACUCAGGGGAAAACUGCAUAUUUUUCAAGGUCGGGGAAAGGUUGCGUUGCUUGAAAUUUUGAGUCAGUAGUGUUGCCAUAGUCACGGGAAAGGUAGCCUGUGAGCAUGCUCUCUUCUUGGCGGAGUCGCGAGAGUUCACGCGAAUGUGCAGGCAAAAACCGAUAUCGCACUCAUCACGAUAUCGAUUUUCGCGUGUAAUUUAACGCGGAAUUCCCUUGUCAGGUAAUGAAUUUUCCUAUAAUGUUUUAACUUUUAAAUAUGCAUGUUGUAUAACACGUAGAGAUAGUAUUUUAUUACAUAAAUGACUUUUAAAUAGGCAUGUUUUUACUGUAUUUUGCAUUUUAUUAUUUUUUUAACUUAAUUAGUUUCUUUUAUUUGUCCCGCGUUGUCACUGAAAAGCCGCACAAGGGGAGUGUCAAUAAACUAUUGUGUUGUAUUGUAUUGUGGCAUCGCGAAAUUUCGGCCUUUUUCUCAGGUUACGCCAGCGCACCCUUUGAGACCGCAGCAAAAUCACCGGUUGUAUUUCCCAUGUGCCUGUAGGAUCUUCAAGGAUAUGAUUUCAAGUCAGAUAUCUACAGUGUCGGCAUAACAGCUAUACAGUUGGGAAGAGGCACUGUGCCAUACGUGGGAAUGCCACCCACCAAGGUAACUCGAUUGGUUUACGGUCAUCUCGCCACCAAGAAGCCGACUCGCCACCAAUGAAUAACUAUGAAAUAGUUGACACAGUUUAAUACCUAGGACCUAAGAUUUGCACUUUUUCGUCCAGUUCAUUCGAAUUUAAAGUCGACCCAAAAACAAAUCUAUCGAUCCUAAUUGACGAUCCUUGCGUCGAACGUCUUAUACUCUUGGUAAUGCAAAUACUAAUAAUACAUUUACAGGUUCUGUGAAUGUAAACUUUGACAUUUGAGAGAAUAAAAAACUGGCAGAAACGUUUCACAACCACCAGUCAUUUCUUUGAAAUAUAAAAAUAACGUAACGGUUGAGAAAUUUCCGUUCGUGAAGGUUUCAAACAAUGUUAAGCUAAGUUCUUUUCUUGCUGGCGAUUUUGUUGGUGGCGAAAUGGUUUGUUGGCGAAAUGACCAGAUACCACUCGGCAGGACCUCUUUCUUAAAUUUUAUUUUUAGGUCAUUAAAUGGAUAGGAGGUAUCAUGCGGUCUAUUAACCCACUUUUAGAUCGGAUGAAGAGGCCCACGCCCCGAAGCAUCCCGUCUCGCUUGUGCGAGAAAAAACCUCUGGUACCCAGACAGAAUAUAGUCAAUCCUGUAUUAGGUGUAUUAAGCGGAAAAAAGUAACCGACUGUUCUGGGCAAAGUAGUCGACGCGUUCCGUCGGUCGUCGGUGCUUAUUGAAACCCCUGCGGUCACUGACUGAAUCUAAACUUUUGACAGGUAUUACUGGAGAAGCUUAGAGGCGACACCCCAAAGCUUUGCGACUCCUUAGUCAUGAAUGAUGUGGAUACAUCAGCUCCUGGUGCCUCAGAUUCCGGAGUGGGUAGCUCCGUCACUUCCCCGGGGGAGGGAAGAAACGGUGGUCAGCCUACUCCUCAGGGGAAAUUCUCCGUGGCGUUCCAACAGGUACGUGAGAGGAUUUCACGAGGGUCUUGUGCUUUUUCAAUUACAUAGUACUUUACAUAUAUCAUCACUCUGAACGGAUACGGUUCUAACUCUAUUCCGAAAAAGACCAUAAGCUUCAUAUCAUAUUUAUCUCAGAAACUGUUUAAAAGAUUGAGCUCUCUACCGGUGGAAGGUAGCAGUCUGCGUUUAAAUUAUCGUUUCUGGGGCCCUACAUCGCGAUUUUCGAGAUACGGCUCAAACCUUUACUAUCAAACAACUGUUGUAACGUAAGGAAGCUCGCGUGAUCCCGUAACUUCCAGGACGCGAGUGUACCUAAAUAUAACUUCGAAAAGAAACUGGCUUCUUGCAGGUAUGGAGAUGUUGUUUGCGUUCCGUAUGCUCAUAUUUUGCUAACAAGAUCCCAUCGUGUUGUAGGUUGUUGACUUAUGUUUGCAGAGGGAUCCUCGCUUAAGGUACAUCGCUAUUUCAUUCCACUUACGUCUGUCCUCAUUUUGCUAAACCCUUUAGCCUCAAAGAAUGAAAUAUUUCUUGAAAUUUUUGGAAAUUCAAGGAAACUAAGAUCUUUUUAAAAAAUCAAAGGGAAAAGUCACAGGUUAAGCUCUUGUUUGUUUUCCGGAAUUUAUUUAGGGCGGACUUAAAGGAUUUUCAAGUCUCCAAGAACUCUUUUUUGUCUCAUCCACUUUCUUAAUCCGAACUAAACUUGCAAACACUCUCAAAACCGCGCGCCAAAACAAAGAAAUUAAGUUUCGCGUGACGUCAUCCAUGUGUCUAUACUCUUAAAGAGCAUGGGUAACGACCAAUCACAGCGCGCCUAUUAUUCACCACAUUGUAUAAAUUCUUAUCGACCAUAGCUGUCGACCAAUCAGCGCGCGAGGAGUUGCUCUGUUAUUGUUAAGUAUAGUUUGGAACAACGGGCAAUAAAAUUUAAACCAAGGAUCAAAUUUAACUGGAACACAUCAAACAACAUUGGAUCAAUUUGGGUGAACAUUUUGGGUCCGUUAGAACAUCGGCUUGUAGCACUAAAGUAAGUGAUGUGUUCACUGUAUUUUCAGACCGACAGCCAGUGGCUUGGCUUCUCAUUUGUUUUUCAAACAGGUAAAGUUGUAAAGUAAUUAAAAAGUAAGCCUUGUACUCAAACCAAAUUUGUACCGUAUUUACUCUACUCAACGCCGCCCUCAAAUAAAGGCCCAUUGCGGGCAGAACUCGGUAAUCUACACUACCCCGACAAUUGCGAGUCUUCCUCAGCCAAAAAAAAGAGAGACUCUAGAACUUUUACAUCUUUCCGUCUUACAUAAUAUUUACAAAUUAUUUAUCGUAAAAAAAAUAACAAAAAAAUAAUAAUAGAGGCCGCGGCAUUUAAUGUGAACUUUGCCCCCUGCUGUUUGUUUUAAGGUAAAGAGGAAAGCAAGAGAGGUUUUAGCCGAACUUAUGUUGGCCGUCCCGUCAUUAGCGAACCGCAGCGAAGAUAAACGAAUCGGUAUGUAUAUGCACCCUUAACACCUAUAUAUCAAAAAGCAGUAUUUUAAUAAUUCAGGAACAGUUCAAUAGGCCAUUAUUGGAAAGAAUCUUUUUAAAGGUGAACUGCAGUGCUUAUCCUUUUAUGGAAAUAAGUUUUUAAUCUUACGCAAAUUUAGUAGUUUAUGUUCAUAUGAGUGGCUGGGCGAACUAGCCUCGCUUACACAAAGAGGCUUAAUUUUGCAUGUUGCUAAUUGAUAACUCCAGACAUGGCAGGCCAGCGGUCUCACAUAGAGAUAAGCGGGGGCACCCUAAUUGCUUCGCAGGGUUUCACUUGUAUUUGCAGCCUUUCCAUGAAAUUUAGGCUGAGUUAAAUUCGAGACAUGGCUGUCCAGCGGUCUCACAUAGAGAUAAGCGGGCAAGCCCCAAAUGCUUCGCAGGGGUUCUUGUGUUUUUACAGCCUUUCCAUGUGGCUAAAUGAUUUUAGGCCAUGUUAAACUCGAGACAUGUCUAGCCAGCGGUUUCACGUAAAGAUAUGCGGGGGCGCCCUAAUUGCUUCGACGGGGUUUCAUGUUGAUUACGUUCGCUUUUCGUUGUCUGUAGUGGCUCGUGCUUUCUAAGUGUCUGUGUGUUCUGCUUCCUACCUAACUUACUUUACCGUAAGACUCCAAUCAUAUAGUUACUGUUAGUAAAGGCUCCCUCUACUAAGCAAUCUGCAAUGCAAAAUUUUCUGUAGAUAAACUAGUAAUCGUUUUAUUGCAGACCAAGACAUUGCCAGCUCAAUAGCAAGUGAAGGGUUAUCAGCCAUGAAUUUAGAUGAGUGGUCAUUCUGAAUUCUGACUGGCUCCACCUGGGACAUUCUUAACCCCAAUUCGAGAGGAAACUGGAAACUGAGUCCCAGAUCACCAUGUUCCGAGUUCACGGUUAUUCCAGGACGAGGGGAACUAGGAACUCAUUACCAGAGCAAACAAUAAUUUUGCCGUUUGAAUCAACAUGCAGUGGUCUGCAAUUUUACUUACCUUGUAAUAAGCUUCACACUUGACGAGAUUGGUCUUUUUACAGAUGGACGUCAAUAAUUAUGAAUGUACAUAUGUAAAAUACCCUUUACCAAACGGGCGUGUUGUUAGCCUUUGGGAAUUCAGGGAAGGGUGUAACAUCUCAAAAGGCUUUAGCACGGUCUGUCCGCAACAGGUUCUGCGCACACGGUGCGGGCUUCAAGUUCAUAAAUGCUGGACAAUUUAACUAAAGUUCAAAAACACAAAUGUACUUUAAAUGUUGUAAAAUAGCCAUGUAUUAUAUUGUAAAGCUUCUUUUGACAAUUCAAUUAUCUCUGCUUAUUAUGUGGAAAAAAUGAGAGGGCUAACACUCCUUGCCGAGAUCCACGUUUGUGAACCGGGCAAAGUACGGGAACCUUUGCGCACCGCUUGCAACGAUAGCCUACGUGUAGCCGCACCCUCCCCCCGACAAAG
Molecule: messenger RNA, 9754 nt
Organism: Porites lobata
Lineage: Eukaryota; Metazoa; Cnidaria; Anthozoa; Scleractinia; Poritidae
Source: the annotation of a GenBank genome assembly